UAUACCACUCUUUCUCUCUCUCUUGCUCUCAGGUUAACAGGAGAUGAUUACUCUGUCCAGGUCAAUCUGAGUGAUUAUCUGGAUAUACUGUGUCCACACUAUCCCGCCGACCCCCCGUCCAGCGGUCCUGUGGAGACUCUGGCUCUCUACCUGGUGUCUGAGGCCCAGUUCAGGGGCUGCGUGGAGACUAAAGAGGCCAUUAAGAGAUGGGAGUGUAACCAGCCGUACGCUCCCUACGGUCCUGUCAGGUUCUCUGAAAAGAUCCAGCGCUUCACGCCCUUCUCCCUGGGCUUUGAAUUCCUGCCCGGACACCAUUACUACUAUAGCUCCCUGUCUACAGAUGACGGACCCCCCCUCCCAUGUAUGAAACUACGAGUCACUGUGUGUUGUCCACCGACAACAGCUGGAUCAUCAAGACGAGAAGACACAGAGAGACCAUCACCCAGCAGUGCUGUCCGUCCAGUGACUUUCUCUCCUCCUCAUCUUCCUCUUAUUGUCUUAUUUUCUCUAAUAUUUCUUUUUAAAACCUAAAUACAAGUGCUCCAUAACCAGUUGCAUUACAGUAAAUUCUUGCUCUACUUCUGUGGAUUACACACACACACACAGACUCUCUUUCUCAUACUCCUUUUCUCUGUCAUUUUUGUCACACUAUUAAUCUCCCAUCCCUCAAUUUCCACUUUCUGGUUGUCUCUCUCUCUCUGUCCACUCUCAGUGGCUCUUUACUCCUGUCUGUUCUGCUGAAAGUUCACUCUGUAACAGAGCGACACUAAUCUACCUUCAAAGAGCUUAUCUUACUGUUCAUUUUCUUUUAAUCCUUCUGUCCUUGAGAGUCAGACAUUCCUUUACAAGCCCCUGCUCCCCCCCUCUGUCCUACUGUACAACAAACUGAGCCAAAGACGAGGAGGAUGAAGCUCCCGCUCCUGCUGUUUGUACCACUGAGUGAAAGACCAGGGACAGAUCAGAAGUGACCAUUCCAAUGUGUGAGCACUGCCAUAUCCAGUCAUCAACAGCUUGGGGGGAAAAUACUUAGUGUACAUAAUUUUUUUUUCUCUCUUUGAAGAAUAUAUAUAUAUAUAUAUACAUACAUACACACACACACACACACACAUACAAACAUGCAUUGAAACCAAAGCCAGACCACAACAUUAAAUUUUUCUUUGUUGCUGUAUUGACUUCACGCAACCUGGCAGAACUCUGGAAUUACGUGGAAUAUCCUGGAAUUUUGGUGUCUUGAAUUUCUUUCGAAUUUAUUUGUAAUUUGGAAUUUGCGUGACUGAGUGACGGCCUCCAUGGACCACACAGGAAGAGAAGAAACUACUUCCUGUUUGUCACUUGUGGGAAAUGUAUGAUCAGUCACUUCCCAGUAUGGACUCCUCUGAUUGGUCUGCGUGUUUCUUAACUCUCUGUAAAGCAAGCAGUUUAAUAAGGCACUUAAUCAGGUUCAUACAACAUUGGUUGUUUCCACACAUGAUUGUUUGUGGGUAUGUGAAUUAUAUGUAAUGAAAGUGUUCAUUUUGUCUACCUUAAUAAGGGAAUAUGCAAAAAGAAUAAGCAUGAGCAAUCAGGUUUUUUUUCCAGUUAGUCUGAAAUAAUGCAUUGAUUAUAGAGAAAACUAUAUUUCCUUAGUGUUGUUUAAUAUCCUUUUUUAACCGUUGUUUUUAUCAAGAUGUUUUAUUUACUGUACUUUUAAUUUGAACAAUGAAUUAUACAUAUUAUCAUCAUAUAAGAGAAGCCGGAAAUGUUUUUAUUUAAAUAAUUUAAGUAUUUUUGUUUGUUUUUAAUGUUUGAAAUAAAAAAAAAAAUUAUUUUUUUUAAAAUUCAGUUCUAAUAAUAGUUAAGUCAUUUUGUCCACUUUUUGAGUUUUAGAAUGUUAAUACAUUUUCUGAUAAAUGUUUUGUUUUUGUUUCUCUAGUUUCUGAUGGUUUUCUGUUAAUUUCAUAUUUUCAGAUGCAAAUCAUGUCUGCCAAAACAGAACAGUUUACAGAUUUUUAUAUAGUGUGUAGGAAUGUCAUUAUCUUUGUAUCUUUGUAAUUUGAAUGUUUCACAUUUUUGUGAAGUGAUCAGGAUCUUCUGUGAAGAACUUUAUCUUAGCCAUUUUUCCACGGCAAAAUGAGCAACAAAAAUAAAACCUAAUGUGUUUUAACCUGUA
Messenger RNA from Carassius auratus (goldfish), 2149 nucleotides. RefSeq names its product ephrin-A4-like. The record is from RefSeq and is a predicted model, not a curated record. NCBI's taxonomy places the organism in Eukaryota, Metazoa, Chordata, Actinopteri, Cypriniformes, Cyprinidae. The annotation marks the transcript as partial. The transcript is spliced from 4 exons. Gene Ontology annotation, cellular component: plasma membrane. Gene Ontology annotation, biological process: axon guidance; ephrin receptor signaling pathway. Gene Ontology annotation, molecular function: ephrin receptor binding.